Messenger RNA from Talaromyces rugulosus, 459 nucleotides. RefSeq lists its product as uncharacterized. Gene Ontology annotation, molecular function: protein binding. The transcript has a single exon. The record is from RefSeq and is a predicted model, not a curated record. Bases 1 to 459 code for a protein of 152 amino acids. Lineage: Eukaryota; Fungi; Ascomycota; Eurotiomycetes; Eurotiales; Trichocomaceae. Gene Ontology annotation, cellular component: kinesin complex.
AUGAAGGAGGCAGAGAUAGUAAAUCAGCGAGUACUAGCAGGCAAAGAGAAGGCACUCGGUCCAGGUCAUGUAUCCACUUUAAAUACUGUCAACAAUCUUGGUAUUCUCUACUCUAAUCAGGGGAAGCUGAAAGAGGCAGAGAUAAUGUAUCAGCGAGCAUUAGCAGGCAGAGAAAAGGCACUUGGUCCAGAUCACACAUCUACUCUGAAUACUCUCAACAAUCUUGGGAAUCUCUACUCUAAGCAGGGACAGCUGAAAGAGGCAGAGAUAAUGUAUCAGCGAGCAUUAGCAGGCAAAGAAAAGGCACUUGGUCCAGAUCACGCAUCUACUUUGACUACUGUCAAUAACCUUGGAAAUCUCUACUCGGGAAAGUUAGAAGAGGCAGAGAUGAUGUACCAACGAGCACUAGCAGGCGGAGAAAAAGCCCUUGGUCCGGACUAUCAUGGUUUGGCAGGAUGA